GUACUGUAAGGAUGAAGAUGUCUGGACGGGCAGUGGAGCUAUUUGUCACCGUGUGGGUUAUACUUUCUCCUGUAUGGGCUGUGGUCGACUCUGAUGAUGUCAUUACCCUGGAUGAACAAAUAUAUAUGGUGACACAAGCACAGCGUAACUGCCAGAUGGGCAUCAAAGCUCAGAUAUUUGGAAAACAACAUGACCUUCUGAAUGGAUUGGGAUGUCCUCCGGAGUGGGACGGCCUAAUAUGUUGGCCUCGAGGGGCCCCAAAUCAACUGGUUUCUGUCCCUUGUCCAAAGCAUAUCUAUGAUUUCAAUCACCAAGGCCUUGCCUAUCGGAGAUGUGGGGAAUCAGGAACCUGGAUUCAGGUGCCAGAACUUAAUCGAGCAUGGGCCAACUAUAGUGAGUGCUUGAUGUUCACCAGUCCAGGGAAAAAGCUCCAAGACAAGAACGUCUUCGACCGUCUCCGCGUGAUCUACACUGUGGGAUACUCCGCCUCCCUGGCCGCGUUAAUGUUGGCGCUCAUCAUUCUCUGCUACUUCAAACGUCUCCACUGCACCCGAAAUUACAUCCACAUCCACCUUUUCACCUCUUUCGUUUGCCGGGCGGGAAGCAUCUUCUUGAAAGAUGCCGUUCUGUAUUCCGGUGACGACAAAGUAAUAUCGGAGAACGCAAAGGAUGGAACGGAGCUUACAAAGGCCACAGAGAUGCAGUGGGUUGGCUGCAAAGUGACGGUUACACUGUUCCUAUAUUUCUUGGCCACAAAUCAUUACUGGAUUCUAGUGGAAGGUCUCUAUCUGCACAGCCUUAUGUUCAUGGCCUUCCUGUCCGACCGCAGCUACUUCUGGGCUCUGACCAUCAUCGGAUGGGGUCUGCCAGCUGUGUUCGUAUCUGUGUGGGCAAGUGUGAGAGUGUCUCUGGCAGAUACGCAGUGCUGGGAUCUUAGUGCGGGCCACAUGAAAUUAAUUUAUCAGAUGCCCAUCCUGGCCGCCAAUCUGGUGAAUUUUUUCCUGUUUCUGAACAUUGUCAGAGUUUUGGCCUCCAAGCUAUGGAAAACAAACACUGGGAAAUUAGAUCCGUGCCAGCAAUAUGGGAAGCUCCUGAAGUCCACACUGGUCCUUAUGCCUCUUUUCGGGGUGCAUUACGUGCUGUUCAUGGCCAUGCCUUAUACGGAGGUUCAGGGGCUCCUUUGGCAGAUACAAAUGCAUUACGAGAUGUUCUUCAACUCCUCCCAGGGAUUCUUUGUGGCGAUAAUCUACUGCUUCUGCAAUGGGGAGGUACAGGCUGAAGUUCGCAAGUUCUGGUUUCGUAGGAGCUUGUCCGUGGACCUCAAACAGAAAUCCCGUGUCACCAGUACAGGGGGCAGUUGUCACUAUGGCGCCGUUUUAUCUCACACCACAAACAGCGUUUGUCUGAGCAUGGCGGCCAGAGGAAGACAGCUGUCAGCGCCAAUCCAUUCUACAUCCUACCUUCCGGCCUACAUCACUAGCAGUCCUCCUACUGACAGCACUCCACAGCAUGCAGGCAUUAGUAGGGAAGGGCUUGAAACCCACACACCAACAUGAGGCGCAACGUGCCAGGCUUAAACACUGCGUAAAGGACAGAUGGAUGGUAUAAGAAGACAAACGUUAAUGUCAGAACUCUGGAAUUCAAUGGAGCAGAGCACUUAAGAGGGAGAUCUUAAAUACAGGACAAAAAGCAUUUCUGAAAUGGAAAGAAAAAAAACCAAAAACAUUCUGUUGCAUAUUCUCUAUAGAUUCUGAACUUAAAAUGUCUUUUUUCAGACCCCUAAAGUACUGUAGCUUAUCGAAGUACUUUAAGUGUAAAGAAUGUGUCUGCUUUUUGAUUUUGCAUAAAGUGCUGAUUGCAAU
Messenger RNA from Pelobates fuscus (common spadefoot toad), 1862 nucleotides. RefSeq names its product parathyroid hormone/parathyroid hormone-related peptide receptor-like. The transcript is spliced from 13 exons. Gene Ontology annotation, molecular function: parathyroid hormone receptor activity; peptide hormone binding; G protein-coupled peptide receptor activity. Gene Ontology annotation, biological process: cell surface receptor signaling pathway; adenylate cyclase-modulating G protein-coupled receptor signaling pathway. NCBI's taxonomy places the organism in Eukaryota, Metazoa, Chordata, Amphibia, Anura, Pelobatidae. Bases 12 to 1556 code for a protein of 514 amino acids. The record is from RefSeq and is a predicted model, not a curated record. Gene Ontology annotation, cellular component: plasma membrane.